UAGAAAGAUGGAGGGAGCUGACUGGAUGAGCAAUAAAAAUCUGGGACUCUGCCCAGAGAGAGAGAGAGAGAGAGAGAGAUACAGAGAGAGAGACAGAGAGAAAGAGAGACACAGACAGAGAGAGACAGAGAGAGAGAGAGAGAGAGAGAGAGAGGAUAAAGGAGGGGCAGCGGAGGAGGAGAAGCCUCGCUCGCUCUCGUAUGGAUUGCCGGUGGAGGAGGGAGGGGCGAGCAGGAGGAGGGAGGCUGAACGCCACAGUGUGAGGCGGCCGAGUGUGUGUGAGGGUGUGUGAGUGCCUGCCUGCCUGCCUGCCUGCCUGCUGCAUGUGCGUGCGUGUGUGUGUGUGUGUGUGUGUGAGUGUGUGUGAGAUGUGCUGCGGACCGGUGGAAGCUGUGUGAUGGCGUCUGGCUCCGUCCUCGCCGUCGCGCUCGACGCCUGAUGCUGCCGGAGCUGCCGAUGGCGGCCGGACGCGCCCUCUCUCCAGCCGGGCUCCUGCUGGCGUCUCCUCCUGGUCCUCUGCCCGUCCUUCCAGCGUCCCCCUGUCCUCUCUGAAUGGACGCUGCUGUCAACACGUGAGGCUGGUAGACCGAGUCCCUGAUCUGGACCUGAUCUGGACCUGACCUGGACCUGAUCUGACCGUGUCUCAGCUGACACUAAUGAAUUUUUGAAGGCUUCACCUCUUCACGCCGGAGCUGCUGUCCACGCCGUCCCGGUGCCGUGCCAAUCUGGAUCUGAAGGCGGCGGACGAGUCCUGCAUCUGAGACAAGCAGCGAAGCCUCACACACACUCCUGGACACGUCCUCGCGCCGGCAGCUGCACACACACAUGCAGCAGACAGAUCUUAAUUGGGUGUUUUCUCAGAACAAAAGAGCAGCUUGACUGAAGUGACGGCGGAGAGGAAGACCGGGUUCUGGACCCGUCGGCCCAGGAAGGCCCGGCUGGAGCGAAGGCGGGGGUUUGGGGUGAUGGAUGAACCCGGCGGCUCCUUGGAAUCGUCCUGCCGUCAGACUGUUUUGCCGGCAAACCGUCGGCCGUCGGUGUUUCUGAUUCCGUUCUUCUCCCGGGUUUCCGGAGCCUGAGCUGAUGAGUGGCGGCGGCGGCGGCGGCGCCGUGCAGCCGCGCACCACCUACCUCAUCUCCCUCACCCUGGUCAAGGUGGAGGCUGUGGAGGAUGGAGGUCCGGCCCCGAGCGGACGGGCGGAGGCGUCGGGACCGCCGCGCACAGCCGCCGCGGUCCCGACGGCCGACGGCGCCACUGUUGGGACCCCGGGUGGAGAAGAUCCGGCGUGCCGCCUCCCGACCCCGCCGGUUCAGAGGACCCGGGCCGAGCCUUUUCCGUCUCCGCCCGCAGUCACCGCGCCGCCGGCGGAGGUGACGGAGUCCGCCCGCACCCCGACCGCGCCCGGUCCGCCGGCCCGGCCCGCCGGGCAGCGCCCCGCCAGCCUGCUGAAGUGUCACGGUGGCGCGGCCACCAGGGGGCGCGAUUCCCGCGAGGGCCGAGAGCGCAGCCCGGCGUCGGCCCAGAGCCUCGACCGCAAGGACUGCCGCGCGGCGCCGCGCUCGCCGGGGCCCUGCAGGGCCUCCUGGGCCGAGGCCGGCGGGCCCCAGGGGUGGAGGGACCCGCGGGACGAGGCCGGAACUCCGCCCGAGCUCGGAGGCGCCGCGGCCGCCGCCGUGAGGGACGUCCCAGGAAGGACCGGCUGAAGUCGGGCUCCGCCUCGCUGCCCGGGCCGCCGCCGCACGGCGCCAAGCCGGCUCGCAAAGGCAAGAGCCGCACGCUGGACAACAGCGACCUCAACAGCCUGUCCGAGGACCUGGGGCUGGCCAGAGACCAGCA
Salarias fasciatus (jewelled blenny) is the source of this 1837-nucleotide messenger RNA. Its product is annotated as translation initiation factor IF-2-like. The coding region runs from base 1084 to 1704 and encodes 206 amino acids. The transcript has a single exon. NCBI's taxonomy places the organism in Eukaryota, Metazoa, Chordata, Actinopteri, Blenniiformes, Blenniidae. The record is from RefSeq and is a predicted model, not a curated record.